GAAAAGAUGAAAUGUCGGAGAGAUGUUUUGAUUCCUUAACUCUUUUGGCCAUUAGUUUUUCUCUCUCUCUGAUUCUUUGUUAGGUUUGGCUGAUGAUCGUUCAGAGCAGCAUUCACAUCCGAAAAUGUUGCAAUCUAAAAAGACAAAAUAAACUCUUUUCUUUUUCAUACUAUUGAAUGACAAAUGGACCACAAAGGAAGAAACAUUGAUGCUGCUUUUGAUCAUUGAAUAGUUUUAGGUUUACUGUUUGUCCUUUUCCGCACAGAGUUCAUGAUCUUGUUCUCUUGUGUAUAUGUACAUCUAUAGGAUGUUGUUUAGACAAGAAACAUAAUAUGUUUUCUUAGGGUUUUUUCUAGGAUAUAUAUAUAUAUAGUUCUCUAGAAAAAAAUAUAAAGAUGAGCAAGGAACAAAGCUGUGUUCUAAAAGCUUGGGAGGUGACGGUGAGAAAGACCCAACAAGCGAAGAAGCGUGCAAACAGCAUUUUCGGGACGGUAUCGGUAGCUCCACAGACAUAUGAUGACACAACUCCGACUGAUGAUAAUGAUGACGAGAGCAGCACUAACAGAAGCGGCACAGGGGACUUGUACCAGGCAGAGAGAAUACUUCCCAACGGAGACUAUUACACAGGGCAGUGGUUUGAUAGUUUCCCUCACGGUCACGGCAAGUAUCUAUGGACAGAUGGUUGCAUGUACAUUGGUGAGUGGUACAACGGGAAGACUAUGGGGAAAGGAAAGUUCGGUUGGCCCUCUGGUGCCACGUACGAAGGCGAGUUCAAAAGCGGAUACAUGGAUGGGAUUGGCACUUACACAGGUCCUAGUGGAGAUACUUACAGAGGCCAGUGGGUGAUGAACCUGAAACAUGGACAUGGGAUCAAGAGUUUCGCAAACGGAGACGUGUAUGACGGUGAAUGGAGGAGGGGUUUGCAAGAAACUCAAGGGAAGUAUCGUUGGAGAGACAAGAGUUAUUACAUUGGGGAAUGGAAGAACGGUAUGAUCUGUGGCAAAGGUACUUUUGUUUGGACUGAUGGUUGUAGAUACGACGGGUUUUGGGAUGAAGGUUUCCCUAGCGGGAACGGUACUUUCAAAUGGGACGAUGGGAGUUUCUACGUUGGUCACUGGUCUAAAGAUCCUGAAGAGAUGAACGGUACGUAUUACCCAUCAGGGGACGAAGGUGAUCUUGAAUGGGACCCUAAAGACGUGUUCAACAAUCUGAGUGAGUACCAGAUAUGCAGCGGAGAGAGGGUUCCGGUGUUGCCUUCGCAGAAGAAGCUCUCUGUUUGGAACUCUUCGAAGCGUGUGGAGAUACCGAGGAGGAUGUCUGUUGAUGGGAGGGUGAGUGUUGGAGUAGAUAGAGCGUUUGAGAAGAUGAAUAUGUGGGGAAGCGAAAGCGGUGAAGGCGCUGCUGAUAUUGAUUCAACCACAAGGAGAGAUUUGGAUGCUGAGAUUAUGAGACUUGAGGCCGAAGGCUUCAUUCAGAGCUUAAGACCUAGCCCUGUCCCUAUGAGAUUGCCAAGAGCAGGGAGGAAGCAAGGCGAGACCAUAUCCAAAGGCCAUCGCAAUUACGAGCUCAUGCUUAAUCUACAGCUUGGAAUCAGACAUGCUGUUGGAAAGCAAGCUCCGGUUGUGUCUCUUGAUCUUAAGCAUUCAGCUUUUGAUCCAAAGGAGAAGGUGUGGACGAGAUUUCCACCAGAAGGAACCAAAUACACACCUCCUCAUCAAUCUAGUGAAUUCAAAUGGAAAGACUAUUGCCCAUUAGUUUUCAGGAGCUUGAGGAAGCUAUUCAAGGUAGAUCCAGCUGAUUACAUGUUAUCUAUAUGCGGUAAUGACGCCCUUAGGGAGCUAUCAUCCCCUGGCAAAAGUGGAAGCUUUUUCUACUUAACAAACGAUGACCGUUACAUGAUAAAGACAAUGAAGAAGUCUGAAACUAAAGUGCUUCUGAGAAUGCUUGCAGCAUAUUACAACCAUGUUCGAGCAUUUGAGAACACUUUGGUGAUUAGAUUCUACGGUCUCCACUGUGUGAAAUUGACUGGACCAAUCCAAAAGAAGGUGCGGUUUGUGAUAAUGGGGAAUCUAUUUUGUUCUGAGUACUCAAUCCACAGACGCUUUGAUUUGAAAGGAUCUUCUCUUGGCCGUACAACCGAUAAACCUGAAUCAGAGAUCAAUUCAAACACAAUCUUGAAAGAUCUUGAUCUGAAUUUCAUUUUCAGACUACAGAAAGCUUGGUACCAAGAAUUCAUCAGGCAAGUCGACAAAGACUGCGAGUUUCUAGAACAGGAGAGAAUCAUGGAUUACAGUCUUCUUGUUGGGAUUCAUUUCAGAGAAGCAUCAGUCGCUGGAGAGCUAAUUCCUUCUGGAGCUCGCACGCCUAUUGGUGAAUAUGAAGACGAAACAGCUCCUCGUCUCUCCAGAGCAGACGUGGAUCAGCUUCUAUCUGAUCCCACAAGGUGGGCUAGUAUCAGACUUGGAGGAAACAUGCCGGCUCGAGCAGAGAGGACGAUGAGGAGAAACGAGUGUGAGUUCCAGCUAGUUGGGGAACCAACAGGAGAGUACUACGAGGUUGUCAUGAUCUUUGGAAUCAUAGACAUUCUUCAAGACUAUGACAUUAGCAAGAAACUCGAACAUGCUUACAAGAGCAUUCAAUAUGACCCUACUUCGAUCUCAGCCGUUGAUCCCAGGCUGUAUUCGAGACGUUUCCGUGAUUUCAUCUUCAAGGUCUUCACCGAGGAUAACUGAAACAAGAAGCCUCCUCUGUUUCUGGCCUUCUGAGGCUUUCUUGUGGCCCAAGAAAAAGGGUUUAGGUAUAUAUAUUCACAUUUCGGCAAAGGGCUCUGGUGCCCUGCAGCUACUACUUUUUUAAAAAAAAAACUUUUAUAAAUUGUUCUGAUUUUAUUGUAAACUAUGUAACAUCGUUUGACAUCUAUAGCAGUGAAUAUUUUGUUUUUCCUGUCUGUUCUAUUGUUUUGUUAUGAUUCGUUAUUUCACGCAUAUUAAUGACUUAAUUCUUCUGUGGG
This is a messenger RNA of Thlaspi arvense, 3010 nucleotides long. NCBI's taxonomy places the organism in Eukaryota, Viridiplantae, Streptophyta, Magnoliopsida, Brassicales, Brassicaceae. The record is from the annotation of a GenBank genome assembly.